Podospora anserina S mat+ is the source of this 1137-nucleotide messenger RNA. RefSeq lists its product as uncharacterized. Lineage: Eukaryota; Fungi; Ascomycota; Sordariomycetes; Sordariales; Podosporaceae. Bases 1 to 1137 code for a protein of 378 amino acids. The record is from RefSeq and is a predicted model, not a curated record. The transcript has a single exon.
AUGACGAUGGCAUCUCCCGCAAGACCAGCCCCGGAAGAGCUGGUCACAGUCAUCAUCACAACCUCUCCCACGCCUUCUGCGCCAUCCACCGAGCUCUUGGAGCAGAUUGCCGCCUCUUUCAGAAAGCACUGCGCCUCUCUCAUUCACUGCCGUGUCAUUGUCGUCCUCGACACCUACGAUCACGUCAGUAAGAAGCCGCGACUGAAAAAGGGCCAUGUCACACCCGACAGCGCGGCAAAGUAUGCCGACUAUAAGGCCAACGCCAAGAGGCUCAUUCUCAAGGAGUACUCCUCUACCGAACGGCCUUACGGCACUGGCGAUUUGUUCAAGGCGCAGGAGAAGGCCGAGUUUGGGUCCGGGGCGGCAGCUUAUGCGUCGCAGGACAAUGCGGUGGUGAUGAACAUCACGACGACCAAAGACGGGCGUGUCACGUUUGUUGAGCCGGUGCAGCGGUUGGGAUUUGGGCUGGCGGUUCGGUCGGCGUUGAGGAUGACGGUUACGCCGUAUGUCUGGAUUCAGCAGCAUGACUGGGCGCUGGUGACGGACAUUCCUCUUGGGCCGCUGUUGCAGAUCAUGCAGCAGCACAAGGCCCCGCCUUCAGCAGAGCAGGACAAAGAGAAUAACGAAAUAUUGCCGGAAGCUGUUCGACCUCCGGUUGAAUAUGUCUGCUUCCCGUCGAUACGGAUGAUGGAGUACGCCACCUCAGACCACGUCAUGCUCUACCCUGCUCUUCGCGCGUUGACCCAGCUUCACAAACAAAACUUUACCGUUCAGUCGGAGUUGGAGGACGGGACAGCCGUCACCUCGAGGGUUCCUCUCACGCCUCUGUUUCUCUGGCACGACAAGCCACACCUAGCCUCCACCAGCCACUACCUCAACCAAGUUUUUUACAGCCGAAUCGCCAUCCAGAGGGGCGCCUUCAUCGAGGACACCGUCGGUCAUCUGGCAAGGGACGAGAUGAAGCAAGGAAAAUGGAACAAGUGGGCUUGUUGGCUGUAUUACCCGGACGAAGGGAAGCAUCUGUGUCUCCGGCACCUCAAAGGGAGGACAUGGCGGGGUGUCGAGGCCGAACUAGCGGCCAAGCUGGAGUACAUGCGGUUGAACGGCUUGGACGUCAACGUACAAGUGCCCAAUUGA